Prorocentrum cordatum is the source of this 397-nucleotide messenger RNA. The record is from the annotation of a GenBank genome assembly. NCBI's taxonomy places the organism in Eukaryota, Dinophyceae, Prorocentrales, Prorocentraceae.
GGUUUUGCGUGCGCCCUCGCCUCCUACGUCGACAAUCUCGUGGCCUUCGGGCCCUCCCCAGAGGCUGCAACCUCUAUCCGCAUCGAUUGCGGAGUGCACUUGAAGCAUUGUUGGUCUCUGGAAUUUUGCCAGGACUCCAUGGAAUACAUGACGUGCAGGGGCUACCCAAGCAACGCCACACCCAGCGGCGAGUGGCACCAGCGGACGGCGUUCAAGUGCUUCGGUCACCAUCCUGACGACGACGGAGGCAUCGCGACCUGCCUGAGUUUCACGAUCCGUAGCAUGUGGAGAGCUUUCUGGGGAAACAUGUCCAAGGGGCUCCAGACAGCACCCAUCUGGACGAAGCUGCGGUUCAUGCAGACCUUCAUCAAGCCUAUUCUAUUGCGUCAUUCCGCUG